UCGAAUUCCAGCUACCAAAACAUCAAAAGUGUGCCUGUCACUUACUUAACCUAGUCUCAAGCGUUGAUGCCCAAAAAGCUCUCUCAAAUGAACACUACAAGAAACUCUACAGAUCUGUCUUUGGCAAAUGCCAAGCUUUAUGGAAUAAAAGCAGCCGAUCGGCUCUAGCAGCUGAAGCUGUUGAAUCAGAAAGCCGGCUUCAGCUUUUAAGGCCAAACCAAACGCGGUGGAAUUCAACUUUUAUGGCUGUUGACAGAAUUCUUCAAAUUUGCAAAGAAGCAGGAGAAAGCGCACUUCGGAAUAUAUGCACCUCUCUUGAGGUUCCAAUGUUUAAUCCAGCAGAAAUGCUGUUCUUGACAGAGUGGGCCAACACAAUGCGUCCAGUUGCAAAAGUACUCGACAUCUUGCAAGCGGAAACGAAUACACAGCUGGGGUGGCUGCUGCCUAGUGUCCAUCAGUUAAGCUUGAAACUUCAGCGACUCCACCAUUGUCUCAGGUACUGUGACCCACUUGUGGAUGCCCUACAACAAGGAAUCCAAACACGAUUCAAGCAUAUGUUUGAAGAUCCUGAGAUCAUAGCAGCUGCCAUCCUUCUCCCUAAAUUUCGGACCUCUUGGACAAAUGAUGAAACCAUCAUAAAACGAGGCAUGGACUACAUCAGAGUGCAUCUGGAGCCUUUGGACCACAAGAAGGAAUUGGCCAACAGUUCAUCUGAUGAUGAAGAUUUUUUCGCUUCUUUGAAACCGACAACACAUGAAGCCAGCAAAGAGUUGGAUGGAUAUCUGGCCUGUGUUUCAGACACCAGGGAGUCUCUGCUCACGUUUCCUGCUAUUUGCAGCCUCUCUAUCAAGACUAAUACACCUCUUCCCGCAUCGGCUGCCUGUGAGAGGCUUUUCAGCACUGCAGGAUUGCUUUUCAGCCCCAAAAGAGCUAGGCUUGACACUAACAAUUUUGAGAAUCAGCUUCUACUGAAGUUAAAUCUGAGGUUUUACAACUUUGAGUAGCGUGUACUGGCAUUAGAUUGUCUGUCUUAUAGUUUGAUAAUUAAAUACAAACAGUUCUAAAGCAGGAUAAAACCUUGUAUGCAUUUCAUUUAAUGUUUUUUGAGAUUAAAAGCUUAAACAAGAA
This is a messenger RNA of Carassius gibelio (silver crucian carp), 1128 nucleotides long. RefSeq lists its product as uncharacterized. Bases 243 to 1004 code for a protein of 253 amino acids. NCBI's taxonomy places the organism in Eukaryota, Metazoa, Chordata, Actinopteri, Cypriniformes, Cyprinidae. The record is from RefSeq and is a predicted model, not a curated record. The transcript has 3 exons.